GUUUUGGUAGAUUUGGCGGGUGGCAAAAUGGGAUAAAACUAAAUCCAUCAAUGGCGUUUCAGUCAUUUUACAGCCAAUGAUCUAGGGUUUCGCGUCCCGUUUAUAAGGAGUUUUCUAGAUCCGCCUACGUUCGGUGUUUUAUGUCGGUUUGAUUCGCUUUGUCGAUUUUAACAUUUUCCUUCCCUUUCUUUCGUUUUCUCUCGAGAGAAAACUAAGAGUCUCCCACUCUGCCUUUGAUCAACCCAAAACAUAGCCACCCACCAAAGUCUCCAUUUCAGUUCUGCAUUAACUACAUUGCUUUGAUCUCUUUUCCUUUGUUCUUAGUUGUUUUUUAAAAUCAAUUUUCCCAUCUGGGUUUUCCAUAUUUUGAUCUAUUUUCACUUAAAACUUCACUACCCAUUUGAGAUUUAUUUGUUAUACAACUUGGGUUGGUUUCAGAUCUUUGAAAAACCAAGUAAUCAUGCUGGAUCCAAGCGAAAAAGGAUCAGAUUCUGAAGAUCAAAGUAAUGAACACCCAGAAAUGAUUUCACCAAAGGGAUCUCGAAAUCAAAGCGUCUUCAAUGAACAAAUCAAGAAAACUUGUGCUGAUUGCGGUACUUCCAAAACCCCUCUCUGGAGAGGCGGCCCAGCUGGUCCGAAAUCAUUAUGCAAUGCAUGUGGGAUCAGAAGCAGGAAGAAGAGGAGAACAAUCAUAAUAGGGUUAAAGAAGGGAGAGGAGAGGAAAUCAAUGAAAUCAUCAAAUAAUCCCAGAAAUUUAGGGAGCAACUUGAAGCAAAGAUUGAUGUUACUGGGAAGAGAAGUUUUGAUGCGAAGAUCAACGGUUGAGAAUCGAAGCAGAAAAUUGGGUGAAGAAGAACAAGCUGCUGUUCUUUUAAUGGCUCUCUCUUAUGGUUAUGUUUAUGCUUAAUCUAUUCUUUUAGGGCUACACACUAGGAUCUUCC
Molecule: messenger RNA, 941 nt
Organism: Hibiscus syriacus
Lineage: Eukaryota; Viridiplantae; Streptophyta; Magnoliopsida; Malvales; Malvaceae
Product: GATA transcription factor 15-like
Exons: 3
Coding region: 461-907 (148 amino acids)
Biological process (GO): regulation of DNA-templated transcription
Molecular function (GO): zinc ion binding; sequence-specific DNA binding
Source: RefSeq, a predicted model, not a curated record